AUGAUUCAGAUGAAGACCAAACCAUUACACAGAUCAGUAUCAACUGGUUACUUGCCACGAGUCAAUUUGACAGUGACUUUGGUGAACGUUGACUAUUAUGGGCUCAAUGGACAGAUAGUUGAGUUUUACAUCAAUCGAAAAACAAAUAAACUGGUGUUGGCAGUUCAGAUGAGUAAUAUAGUAUCGUUUGUACGGCCAGCCUAUUUUAGGUUCCACCGUCGAGCUCAGGAACCGAUUGUGCGUAGCACACCAGCGAGGGUCCAGUUUGCCAUUACACCGACAAUUAUAAUACCGAAUUUGAACGACCUUAGACUGGACCGAGCCGAGAUAUUCUCGUAUAUUGAAUCUCCUUCCCCCAUAACGACGGUGAACCCCCUGGCUUUUGCUAGCACAGGUAUAGACAUAUUAUCUCUUUAUCAUGGACAAAGGGAUGGAUCGAACAAUACCGAUUUGAUUGAGACCAUACAAAAUCUGGCUGAAUUAGGAAAUAAUGCUCCGCAAGACGACACAGACUACAUUGAGCGACCCUGCAGGAUAUUCGACAAAAACUGUAUACGUCGAUAUUUCGCCGCUCAUAGUCUGUGCACACCUAAGUACCAGGCAGUUCCGGAGCCAGUCUACCGAAGCCAAUCCACCUUCUACCUGCCCAGAGUAAACGUUACAGUAACUCCUAUUGAUAUCUACUACACAGGUGCUACGGCCAGGAUCAUAGAAUUCUACGUAAACAAGAAAACGAACCGUCUUCUUUUGGCUUUUACUUUUACGAACUUCACAACGAGUACUGACAAUAGUUAUUUUAGAUUUAACCGUCGAGGUAAAGAGCCCGUUGUUACAAGAUCAUCUGUCGAUGUUCAAUAUAUUUCCCUAACAGCAACAGUGACAAUUCCUAAUUUAAGCAAUCUAAGGCUUGACAGGAGUGAAAUGUACUUAUACUCAGAAGACAUCAACCCAGGGCUUCGAGUGGACCUUUCUAUAUUCGAAAGCACAGAACUGAAUGUGCAAAGAUCUUUAGUGGAAUUCCUACUACGACCGGAUGUAAAUUUACAAGAAGCUUUUCUGAUUGACGCUAACUUCUACGCCAAUACCUACAUACAGCAGUCGAUCUGUGAUUUUGGAUUGAUACUCUCAUAA
Pieris napi is the source of this 1131-nucleotide messenger RNA. RefSeq lists its product as uncharacterized. The record is from RefSeq and is a predicted model, not a curated record. The transcript is spliced from 10 exons. The coding region runs from base 1 to 1131 and encodes 376 amino acids. Gene Ontology annotation, molecular function: structural molecule activity. NCBI's taxonomy places the organism in Eukaryota, Metazoa, Arthropoda, Insecta, Lepidoptera, Pieridae. Gene Ontology annotation, cellular component: extracellular region.